CCGUAUGUGGUAAGGGUAACCGUUAUGUAGGGGUAAUUACCGUUUCCCCCUCAAACAAUUGCACCGCCCCCUCUCUUUCUCUCCCUUUCCUUCUUUCUCCCCUCUAUCUUCUUUGACCGUACUCCCAAAUUCGAUUGAAUCUCAAGAUUUCACCGUUUCUAUGUUGCGGUCUAUGUCUGAUUCAAAAUCAUGUGCAAACAAUGAAGCAAAUCUAUAGAAAGUAAACACCCCUCAUAAAUGUCUGGGUAGCCCCAUUGGUUACCAUGCCAAUUGUGAACUUUACUGCUUGUAGCUCUGGUUAAGUCUUUGAACCAAUAUUUUCGGAAUGGAAGGAACAUGUUGUGAUAGCAACUUGGAGUCUCUGUCAGCUGGCGUUUAUGAUUUGCCUGGAGAACCAGCUGUAGUGAUUAAUGGUGUCCCUGAUGUACCUGUUGUGGAGGAUGGCAAUAUAAUCCAAGGCAUUGAUCUAGCAGACAGAACACCAAGUACCGUAAAACUUUGCAAUUCUGCUUCUGAUACUGGAAAGCGAAAAAAUACUGGUUUUGGCGAAUGGCUAGAGGGAAGAAAAGUAGAAAAACUAUUUGAUGGGAGAUAUUAUUUGGGUAGAGUGACUGAAUUUGACAAAGAAUCCGGGUGGUACAGAGUUGUGUACGAGGAUGGUGAUUUGGAAGAUCUUGAGUGGCAUGAGUUGCAGGAUGUGCUUCAACCAUUGGACAUAACCAUGCCUCUGAAAUCAUUAGCAUUGAAGAUGAUACACAAGAGCCAGAAAUCUGAACCUGGAAUUGAGACAAAUGUAGCUACGGAGAUAAAACGUGGGGGGAAAACUCGGGGUCGUAGAGGUAGGCCCCCUUCAAGGAACUUGGUCGACACAGAUUGAUGGAUGUGUAACAGGCAAAUGGACUAAAAGACAGCAACUGGCUGAAAUGCAAAUUGAAAAUUUAGAGUAGCUACCUCCUGAUGGUUGGAAACUUGGGAUUAUGUUGUCUUUGUGUUUCUUUCGUCUCUUUUUUGUGUAUAGUGGUGGCUGAAAUGCAAAUUGUGUAUCAAGAUAUAUUGGUUUUAGUUGAGUCAUUGCAUCAUUUGGAUGAACUA
Molecule: messenger RNA, 1092 nt
Organism: Spinacia oleracea (spinach)
Lineage: Eukaryota; Viridiplantae; Streptophyta; Magnoliopsida; Caryophyllales; Amaranthaceae
Product: dirigent protein 17
Exons: 2
Coding region: 326-877 (183 amino acids)
Source: RefSeq, a predicted model, not a curated record